GAAGUGAUUAAAGUUGCACUCAGACACUCGGCUUAGCUCUGGGCUGCAGCAGAGAGGCUGGAAUACAAAAAAAGAAGAUGGCACAAAUUGUUUAUGUCGUGGCCGUCUUUGUAUAUCUUGGAUUCCUGCACAGUGAAGUCAAUGGGAUAUACAUGGACAAGUUGGCAGAGAAGAAACUUUGUGCUGAUGAUGAAUGCGUGUAUGCGCUGUCUCUUGCUAAAGCGGAAGAUGAUUACAAUGCUCCAGACUGCAGAUUUAUUAACAUCAAAAAAGGAGAUCUGGUGUUCGUGUAUUCCAAGCUAAUAAAGCAGGAGGACGGUGGAGAGUUCUGGGCUGGAAGUGUUUACAGUGACCAAUACCGGGACCAGAUGGGGCAUGUUGGUUAUUUCCCUAGCAGCCUAGUUACAGAGCUUCACGUCUACCAGGAUUUAACCCAAGAAUUACCUACAACAGAUAUUGACUUCUACUGUGACUGAUAUGAGUGGCAAGUGGACGUGAAGAUCCUUAAAAGAAAUCUCUCUUGAUGCAUUUUCCAGUGAAUACCCAGAUGAACAGAUUAUCCACAUAGGAGAGGAGUGUGGUACUUUGUGAAACCAAUUUAUGAAAUUAAAUAUGUAGGGGUGAUUUAGUACAAGUACAUGCAAGGUAGGGUGCACAAUGCAAAAAAGGCCAUUUUUUUGUUUUUUGCAAUCUGCACCUUGCCCUGAUGUAGAUUAUAGCGCUCUAAAAUGGAAUCCAAGGACCUGUAUCUACCCCUGCAUAUAGUGCUGCUUGCAUUUGGCAGCUUUGUAUUUAAAGGAAAACUAUACCCCUGAACAACAUACUGUAGGUCUCUAUAAAAAUAUAUCACAUAAAAUAGCUC
This is a messenger RNA of Xenopus tropicalis (tropical clawed frog), 862 nucleotides long. It is a transcript of the gene otor, whose product is annotated as otoraplin. The coding region runs from base 78 to 476 and encodes 132 amino acids. The record is from RefSeq and is a predicted model, not a curated record. The transcript is spliced from 4 exons. Lineage: Eukaryota; Metazoa; Chordata; Amphibia; Anura; Pipidae.